AUGCAGAUCAAGUAUCCUUCGGGCAGCAAAACUGAUUUGGAGAACGCAGCCCGGGAGUAUUGGGUCAAUGUUUUGGUCAGCUAUGUGGAGGAGUCCGGAUUGCCAAUAGUGAAGGUGGCAAAGGAGACGUCGAAUCCCCAAGAAGUCAUGCGUCGAGCUUUUGGGACGAGGCGCAUGAAGACGCUCCGCAACAGGGCGAGAGCAUGGGCAAAGAUCCGUGAGUGGCUCAUCAUGUUUGCAGACGAUUACUUUUCCAAGAGAUGUUUCUUACAUGUCUUGGUGCAAGAGGAUGCAUCGAAGGGACGCCUGGUGGAGUCUGCAGCUGCUCUGGGAGUCAUGGAGGACGCUGGACAGGUGGCAGCAGAUAUGAAGAUAUUGAGCAUGGUGACAAAGGUGCAAGGAGUGCGCUCAAGGAUUGCGGAGCUGGAGCAGGGACGGACCAAGGUGAAGCGUGCACCUCCCCCCAGUGUGGCUAUGUUGUUGGCCCUCGAGGUGAAUGUGGUGAACUUGGAGGUGCCAGAGUAUAUGUCAGCCCAUUUAUUGCGCUGCGGCGGAGGAACCGAUAACAGAUCGACUGGACAGCUGGUGAAACGUCGCCUUAGCACAAAGUGGCCUGUCAUGAUUCUGUUAAUGGACUGCCUGGCGUACUGCGAGGAGAUAGGAGUGCGUUGUGAGCUGGACUGGAGGCCCAGGGAUGCUAAUGUGGAGGCAGAUCAACUUACAAACAGUGACUUCAGUGCCUUCAGCAUUGAACGGAGGAUCAAGGUCGAAUGGGAAGAUCUGAGUUUUCCUAUGGUGGACGGUGGACCUUUUGAUGAAAUACUCAGAGUCUUUCUCCAAGAGAAAGCAUGA
Messenger RNA from Cladocopium goreaui, 852 nucleotides. Lineage: Eukaryota; Dinophyceae; Suessiales; Symbiodiniaceae. The record is from the annotation of a GenBank genome assembly.